AUGAAUGCAUAUCUGCUUUGCAUUGGAUUUAUUUUUGCCUCCUCUUAUCUUGGAUUCUAUGAAUGUUGUAAACCCAAUGCAGAUGGACAGUUUACACAAUUAGAACUAGGCAGUGCAUCGAAUGUGACUGCUGUAGUGGGCAGUGAUGUCUACUUUAUUUGUUGUGGUGGUGUGAAAUGGACUUAUGAAGCAGAAGAUGAUUAUACCAGCCGUGAGAUUGGACCACAUCCAUAUGCACAGAUUGGUUCAGGUAAACGACCACCAACGGAGAAAGGUCUGCUUUCAAAUUCGUUGGGGAGUAAUAAUAUUGUCAGUGGAAUAAGUGGAAGUACAACGAAGGAUCCAGUGAAUUCACAGAGUACAAUACAAACCACAGUGUAUACAAUGCAUGAUGAUAAGGGUCGGUUAAUAUUACGUAUUGAUAAUGUGGAUAUGCAAGAUAUGGGACAUUAUAAAUGUCAUGGUCUACUGUCAAGUUUAGAUGUUUAUUUGGUAGUGACAAAUAAGAAUUAUCCUGAAGAACCGCAUAAUAAAACUCUGCCGCAUAGUGGAAGUAUGCUACCGCAUUAUAUGAUGUUUUCAUCUGACCAAUUGAAUAAUGUGAAAUUAAUCUGUCCAUUGGUUGGAACACAAACAGUUAAAUCAUGGUUAUGGCGUGAACCUGUGCUGCCUAGUUCAACGGAAUAUGCUCAGCUGCCACAAGGUCGACCACCGAGUCGUACAGUUACAGCUACACGACCUGGUCUUCAUGAGGGGAAGCAUGUUGAAAUUGGUCCUGAUUUAUCCUGGGCACGUAUUUUUGAUCCUUUAUCACCUGAAGCACCAGUGAAAUUAUGGUGUCAAUUUGUAAUGCCAUCACCAUGGGCUGGGAAAGAUCCUAUUGUCGCCUAUUAUGAAAUCGAUUGGGAACUGUAUGAACCAAUCUCUCCACAGAUUUAUAUUCUCCCUGAAGAAAAAGAUACUUCUACUACCACUAGCACGAACUUAGACGACGCUAGCAGUCAAAAUUUCCCAAAACAUCCUGUAAAUCAAGAUCAUACCUAUGCAUCUAUAGCGCAUACAAUUAAUGCACAAAUUGAAGAAUUAAUUCAAAAAACGAAGCCAAAUAACAAUAAUAAUAAUAAUAAUAAGCCAAUUCUAUUGGAGAAUAAACCAGCACGUAUCGCCUGCCGAUUUCGACCAAUCACAAAUACUGGGAAACCAACAUCACCACAAUCACAUCCUAUCCCAAUACAACAAGUCUACUGGUAUCAUAAUAAAAUCAACCAGUACAUGUACCACCGUUUUAUGUAG
Trichobilharzia regenti is the source of this 1293-nucleotide messenger RNA. NCBI's taxonomy places the organism in Eukaryota, Metazoa, Platyhelminthes, Trematoda, Strigeidida, Schistosomatidae. The record is from the annotation of a GenBank genome assembly.